CGCGACGUCUUGCAUCUCCCAUAUUUCGCGGUUGUGAUUGUUUGUGUUCUCUGAUCGCUACGUUUCGUCUAGUUUCAUCAUCCGUUUCUCAGGAUCUUGUUCGGAGCUGUGAUUAAAGCAUGUCGUCGAUCGUCGUACCGGCGGUUCUGCGAUUUAGUCGCGUGACGGUCGACAAUUUAUAUAAAAUAAAUAAAAGCCUGCACAGAUUGCCGCGAGCAUCUUUUGCAUUUUCCUGGCAAAGGCAACGCUUCAGCACAAUAACUGAAGAGAAGAAACCAGGCGCCACUGACGUACCUCCCGUGUCGGAAACCGUUACAGAGAAUGAAAUGAAACUGAAGACUGAGCUUGAGCUUAUUAAUAAAGAGCUUGCCAUGCUUAAGGAAACUAAAGACACACUGGAAGAUAAAUAUAAGAGAGCGUUGGCGGAAGGCGAAAAUAUCAGGGUUAGACUCACAAAGCAGAUCAACGACGCCAAACUUUUCGGCAUUCAAGGUUUCUGUAAGGAUCUCUUGGAUGUAGCAGACGUAUUAGGGAAAGCAACCGAAAGUGUACCGAAGGACCAGAUAACGGAGCAGAAUCCGCACCUGAAAAGUUUAUACGAGGGCUUAGUCAUGACGGAAGCUCAAUUACAUAAAGUUUUUAAGAAGCACGGCCUAAUUUCGCUGAAUCCAGUAAACGACAAGUUUGAUCCUAAUGAGCACGAAGCAUUAUUUCAACAAGAGGUUGAGGGUAAGGAGCCUGGAACAAUUGUAGUUGUAUCGAAAGUAGGAUACAAAUUACACGAAAGAAUAGUGAGACCAGCAUUAGUAGGUGUUGCCAAGGGAUAACUAAUGUAAAGGUAGAUAGAAUAUCCUCUGACAAUUUGUUAAAUCACAUGAAAUAUAAGAUAUUGAUGUAUA
Messenger RNA from Vollenhovia emeryi, 899 nucleotides. RefSeq names its product grpE protein homolog 1, mitochondrial (gene Roe1). Gene Ontology annotation, molecular function: protein homodimerization activity; adenyl-nucleotide exchange factor activity; protein-folding chaperone binding. Gene Ontology annotation, cellular component: PAM complex, Tim23 associated import motor. The transcript has 4 exons. Gene Ontology annotation, biological process: protein import into mitochondrial matrix; protein folding. NCBI's taxonomy places the organism in Eukaryota, Metazoa, Arthropoda, Insecta, Hymenoptera, Formicidae. The record is from RefSeq and is a predicted model, not a curated record. The coding region runs from base 120 to 827 and encodes 235 amino acids.